CUUCUUGUUUCUUCUUCUUUUCAACUUCUUUUCUACUUGGGGGAAUUUAUUCAGUUUCUUUGGUCACUGAAUUUCCCCCUUCAAUCUCAAUUCAUCGCGUUUCUGCCCCUCUCUCACUAACUACAGGUACAUACUAGCUACCGUCUAACCAGGAACAAGCACAAUGCCCCCGAACAACAAGAAAAAGAAGAAGCCCGCGGCCAACCCAGCUCGAGGUUUCGCUACUACGUCCAUCCCCUCCAAGCCCAAGCCGGAAUCGACUACGUCCACCCCGCCAACCGCAGCAACAACAACUCCAGCAGAGUCCAAGACAACCUCCGCACCACCGGAAACAGAUCAGCCCACACCUGCAGAGAGAGCCCAGCCCUCCGAAACACAGACAAAAGACACGCAGUCGCUGCACCAGUAUACACCGGAGCAGUUGGAGAAGCACCUGGAGGACGCGGAACUUCAACUACUGGUCGAAAAACACGCGUCGAAGUGUAGGAGCGAUGCUGCUCGGCAUGUGACGAAGCUGGAGACGGAGCGACGGGUCAUGCGACAGCAGGCGUCCGGCUCGCUGAAUGUUUUCGAAUGGUUGCCGGCGGAUGUGUUGAACCGGAUCCUGGGUCUCGUUGAGACGGAGGAAUGUGAGCUCAGUCCACAGCCAGGCGCGAAACGGACAUUCUCGGAAGAGGAUCUAUAUAUGAAGCUAUGGACCCUGAAAGAGACCUUGAUUAAACUUGGAUUUCCCGAGACAAGGGUAGAUGAAGCUUUGAAGCAUCUUUUGGUCUAUUUUGCAGGCAAUACUGUUCCUACUAAUAGGGAUGCUUUGUGGAAUAUGGACGAGAUACUAGACUGGUUUGCUCUGCACUGUGAUCCCGCUGAGCUCCCAUCUUAUGCUAGGACGGGUGCACAGCUGCCCAAAUAUUCAGAUAAAACGAUAUCCUGGAUAACUGAGGGCGACCAGCAAAAGUCCGGCCCCGCGCAAGGUGAAAGCAAAUGGACUAAACCUUCUAAGCCCGAGUCCAAAGCUCCAACACCCCCAGCCCUGGACUAUGACUCCGAUAGCUCGCUUGAACCGGAUACCUUGGUCCCUAAGUACUUGGAUUUGCAGAUCAAGCUGUACAGCCUCUGUCCAGACCUCUACGACAAGCCGAAAAAGGGAAAGAAAUCUGGUCGGGAUAAUACGGACAGUGGCUCUAACGAUCCGCAAGCAGCAAAGAUUCAGCGCAAGAUCUCCGGCAUUGAAAAGGACGUGCUUUUCGACCGUGAAGAGGCGGAGUACAAAUGGAGAGAAAGGCUCGAGGAUCUUAGGAAAGAGGCAUCGUUUUUCCGGCGUACUCAGCGCGAGGAAGAAAAACCUCCUGCUGAGGAUCAAGAGCAACCAGAGGAGACGAAGCCGGAGCCGGAGCUGGAGAGUGAUGUGCUGGCCGCUGCUGGUGACAACGAGAAUGCAGACCUGCUUGGAGACAUGUUUGGGGUCGAAGAACCAGAGUUGGAUUUUCCGGUCUCAGUCCUCGACGGGUAUUAGAGGAAACGUGCAAGUCCAGGGACACCGGGUGCAAGAUCAUUUUCAAGGACUUUUCCGCUUCAUCGUACCAGAACAGAAAGGCAAUUGAAGUGCGAUGGUCGAAACCGCAGGAAGUCCCGUUCGAACUGUCGCUCGACAUGGUGACGCACAAAUCGAACGCAUACGCUACGUACGUUUCUAUGGACAACAUCGCAACGCCAACUCAGCAACAAGCAGAAGCAUAUGUCUCGACGCUAGCUCUCUUCAUCCUGUUCCCACAGAACUCCAAGGAGGGCAAAGCCUACAUGCGGCUCCCAGCGGUCUGGAGGGACCUUUGGACCGAGCUUGCGACUGUCAAAAAGACACAGGAGGACGAAAUCGACAAGAAGACCGUC
This is a messenger RNA of Aspergillus glaucus CBS 516.65, 1887 nucleotides long. Its product is annotated as putative ATP dependent RNA helicase. The record is from RefSeq and is a predicted model, not a curated record. The coding region runs from base 164 to 1513 and encodes 449 amino acids. The transcript is spliced from 4 exons. NCBI's taxonomy places the organism in Eukaryota, Fungi, Ascomycota, Eurotiomycetes, Eurotiales, Aspergillaceae.